GUAUGUGACUGAGAAAAGUUUACUUCCUCUUUGACAGAGUUUACAAAGCUGCGUCAUCUCAAAAGAACACAAGACAAGAAAUCAACAAUUGAUCUCAAUAAUGGCGGACUUGGACACGUCUGAGAAGGCAAAAUUAUUACAGCCUAACGAACCACCACCAUAUCAGGAUCCCUCUCAGUAUCCUAACACUGGAUAUCCUCCUCCAGGGAGCUAUCCCAACACUUCUGGCUAUCAGCAAUAUGGAGCUCCAGUCGGCCCAUACGGCCAAGGGCCUUAUCCUGGACAUCCUGCAAUCGCUGUACAGCCGACGGUUUAUGUGACCGCCACACCGCUAUUCAAUCCACUGCCAGAUUACCUGGGUUACUCCAUUUUUACCCUGCUGUGCUGUUGUUUACCUCUGGGAAUCGCUGCUCUUAUUUUUUCCAUCUCUACUCGGAAUGCUAACAUGUCCGGACACAGACAAGAAGCAGAGAACAGUUCAAGAAUGGCUCUUACCCUCAACAAUGUCGCUCUUGGUAUCGGCCUUACCCUCAUUGUCGUGUAUAUCAUCUGUGUGAUUGUAAUCAAUGUCAAUCAGCAAUAAUAUAUUUCCAAAAUUAUUAGACACAUCAUGACGAUGAAUACUACUACUAUAUACAAAUCCUUCUAAUGUCAUUUUUUUAAGCACAUUUGUAUUGCACCUUAAACUUUGCUUACUCUUGCUCAGAUUAUAAUUAUGAAACUUUCUAAACUACAUUAGUGAAGUGUUUCAUAUGAUUUUAAAUGCUUUAUCUAUUUUAGAGCUUCUCAGCCAUGUCCUGGACCUUUGUAUUAUAAGUCUUUAUUUAAAACCCUAUAAGAUGAAACAGGUGUGUUAGAUAAGGGAGACAUACAAAAAGUAGUGAUGUGGUGAGCUAUACUCAGGUUUAAAAGGUAUUGAUACUGUAUUUGACAGGAUAAUCAUUAUUGACUUAAAGGUGCAGUGUGUAAAUUUUAGCGGCAUCUAGUGGUGAGGUUGCGAAUUGCAACCAACGGCUCAGUCCACUGCUCACCCCUAAUGCUCUCACAUAGAAAAGCUAUGAUAUCCACCACCAGACAAACAUUUCAUAGUCGGAGACCACUUAGUAAAAAAAUGUUGUCCGUUAAGGGCUUCUGUAGAAACAUGGCGGCCCAAAAUGGCGACUUCCAUGUAAGGGGACCCUCCGUGUAUGUAGAUAAAAACGUAUUAUUCUAAGGUAAUAAACACAUAACGGUUCAUUAUGAAAGGUCUUUAUAAACCCCUGAUAAUAUUGUUUUGAAUAUUAUUUAGCAUUUCUUUCAAGAGAUCAUUUUAAAAAUUACACACUGCACCUUUAAAAUGAACAAAAUGUAUAUGCUUUAAAAUAGAUUAUUAUAUUCUUUAAAUCAAUGGAAGCUGUGAUUAUUAAAGUAAAUGUAUUUUAUGAUAUGUUGUUGUACAGCUUGCUUUUGACUGUAGAUUAAAUAAAAAUUUAAACCACUAAA
Molecule: messenger RNA, 1482 nt
Organism: Misgurnus anguillicaudatus (oriental weatherfish)
Lineage: Eukaryota; Metazoa; Chordata; Actinopteri; Cypriniformes; Cobitidae
Source: RefSeq, a predicted model, not a curated record